AUGUCAUCUUCCAACUUACCUUUCACAAGGUUACAGAAGGAAACCGAAGUGGCCAUAUUGUCGGUCUUGAGAGCAUGUUACUUGACAAAGAACGUACAAGAUACUUUGGUAAACCAAGAUACGCUCAUCAAAAAAGAUAAAUCACCUGUCACAGUUGCCGAUCUCUCUGCUCAAUCGCUCAUCUCCUUGCACCUCCUCUCGCAUUUUCCACAAGAUCCAAUUAUAGGGGAAGAGGAUACUUCCGAGUUGAGAGUCAAUGACGGAUUGAGAGAGAAAGUGGUCAAACUUGUUAGUGAAGGGUUCGAAAGAGAGGAAGGGUGGGGCAAAGGCAAGACCUUCAGUGAAGAUGAAGUGCUUAAAGCGAUAGAUGCUGGUUCAGCAGAAGGUGGAAACAAAGGUAGAUUCUGGACCAUCGUGAUCGACGGUACAUCAGGUUUCAUCCGACACCAACAAUACGCAGUCUGUCUCGCGCUUAUCGUCGACGGUCAAGUGGAAAUGGGAGUUAUCGGAUGUCCGAAUCUCGGUCCAGAACCAGCUAAGAUCGGUGAAGAGAUCAUUCCCAAUGGAAAGGGGGUUUUGAUGGUUGCCGUCAGAGGAGAAGGAAGUUUUUCUCGUCCACUCACUUCCCCAACCUACACCAAACUCUCCCUCCCUCCCACUCCACCAGCCUCCAACCCACUGACAUUCCUCGAGUCCGUCGAGUCUGGACACUCGGCACAUUCCAUCCAAGCUCGUAUUGGUGAAUUGUUAGAAGUGAAAAGACCAAGUUUGAGGAUGGACAGUCAGGCUAAGUAUGCUUGUUUGGGUAGAGGUGAAGGUGGUGUAUACCUCCGAAUCCCGACUAAAUACGCUGGUGGUAAAGAGUACGCCGAGAAGAUAUGGGAUCACGCCUCUGGAUCGUUAUUGAUCCAUGAAUCAGGAGGUAUAUGUACCGACAUGCAUGGUCAACCGUUAAACUUCGGUGUAGGAAGAACGUUGAAGAAUAACGAGGGAAUCGUAGCUGCCGGGAAAGAGAUUCACGGCAAGGCCGUUGAGGCUGUUAAGAAGGCUGUUGAGGAAGUCGGAGUUAAGAAGGAUUAA
Molecule: messenger RNA, 1080 nt
Organism: Kwoniella botswanensis
Lineage: Eukaryota; Fungi; Basidiomycota; Tremellomycetes; Tremellales; Cryptococcaceae
Product: 3'(2'),5'-bisphosphate nucleotidase
Exons: 7
Coding region: 1-1080 (359 amino acids)
Biological process (GO): sulfate assimilation; phosphatidylinositol phosphate biosynthetic process
Molecular function (GO): 3'(2'),5'-bisphosphate nucleotidase activity
Source: RefSeq, a predicted model, not a curated record